Messenger RNA from Histoplasma capsulatum G186AR, 2359 nucleotides. RefSeq names its product phosphate-repressible phosphate permease. The transcript has a single exon. Gene Ontology annotation, biological process: phosphate ion transmembrane transport. Lineage: Eukaryota; Fungi; Ascomycota; Eurotiomycetes; Onygenales; Ajellomycetaceae. Gene Ontology annotation, cellular component: membrane. The record is from RefSeq and is a predicted model, not a curated record. The coding region runs from base 176 to 1906 and encodes 576 amino acids.
CAUCAACAGCGCCUUUUGCUUCCCCUCCCCUUGCUUCGUCGUGCGAAGGGCCAAUCCGCCAAGCAGGGCCGUGCUCUCCCUGCCGUCUUGGGGUUGCUUAUCUCGUUAGCAGUACCGUAUACACGGAUAUCACAGGACUGCCUCCCCGCCUCGGCCGAUUCUCGCCAUUCUCGCCAUGGCUGUCCUCACUCAAUAUGACUGGAUCCUCGCGAUCAUCUCUAUCGCUUUCUGCUGCUCCUCCUUCGGUAACGGAGCCAACGAUGUCGCUAAUUCCUACGCUACCUCCGUUGCCGCGAGGACCCUCACCAUGCUUCAAGUCGGUUUCCUCUCCAUGCUCACCGAGUUCGUCGGUGCCGUUGCCUUGGGUUCUCGAGUCACCAAGACCAUCAAGAGCGGUAUCAUCAACAUCAACCGCUUCAAGCCCCGGCCCGGCACUAUGAUGCUUGCCAUGGGCUGCGCCGAAGUUGGCUCUGCUUCCUGGUUGCUGAUCGCCACCAGACUCGGUUUCCCCGUCUCGACCACCCAGACCGUUGUCGGUGCCCUCAUCGGCGCUGGUAUCGCCUCCCAGGCCAGCGUCAAAUGGUCCUGGGAGAGCGGCAGUGUUUCCCAGAUCGCUGCCUCCUGGGCCAUUGCUCCUGGCAUUGCCGCUGCGUUCUCUGCCCUCAUCUUCGCGACUGUCAAGUACUCGGUCCUCGAAAGACGUGACCCGUUAAAAUGGGCCAUGCGGCUGAUCCCCUUCUACCUCUCCAUCACCGCCGCCAUCCUCGCCCUUUUCAUCAUCGUCGAACUGCCGGGCGGCCAGUCCUAUGAGGAGUUUGGCGUCGGCAAGAUGUGUGGUAUUGUCCUCGGCGUCUUCUUCGGUUUCCUCGCCAUCGCCUAUACAUUCUUCCUCCCCUACUUCCACCGCCGCCUCAUCGUUGGAGACUCCCGUGUCAAGUUCUACCAUGUCCCGCUUGGACCGAUCCUCUGGCGCGAUGACCCUUGGCUCUACUUCCCUGGCCAGGCAGACGGUGAGGUCGUCAUUGACUAUUACAAGAGUGCCCACACCACUUCUCCCGAAGCCAACAAUAAAAACAUCAGCAACAACAACAACAAAUCUUCCGAUCCAGAUGCCAUCAAACCCACAACCUCCGACGAUAAGGGCUCCGAGUCUCCUGACCCAUCUGCCAUUGAGAAAGGCCCCGAGCAUGACAGCGCUGCUCUCGAAAGCAAGCAAUUCCUCGAGCCUGAGGAGCGCUGGCUCGCCCCGACACGACAUCUCCCCGUGUAUAGCCCCACGCGCCUCUGGUCUUGGGUCAAAUAUUUCUUCCUCCAGGGCAUCUCCCGUGACUGCGUCUCCCACUCUUCUGACCUCCUCGCUAGAACCCACGCAAGGGCCAAGCGCUACGAUAACAGAGUUGAGCAUCUCUGGACCUACGCCCAGGUUGCCAGUGCCAUGAUGAUGUCCAUCGCUCACGGCUCCAACGACGUUGCCAACGCUGUCGGCCCCUGGGUUGGUGCCUACGACACCUACAUCACUGGUGUUGUCUCGAAGGAAACCGACACGCCGAUAUGGAUCCUGGUUGUCGCCGGUUUCCUCCUCGGCGCCGGUUUCUGGUUCUUUGGCUAUCAUAUCAUCCGAGCCCUGGGCAACAAGAUCACCCAGAUGUCUCCUACUCGUGGUUUCUCCAUGGAGCUUGGCGCCGCCGUCACUGUCCUCAUGGCCUCUCGUCUUGGUCUGCCCGUCAGUACCACCCAGUGUCUCACUGGCGCAACUAUGGGCACCGCCCUGAUGAACUACGAUCUUGGAGCCGUCAACUGGAGGCAGCUAGCUUACAUUUUGUUUGGCUGGGUCAUGACUCUCCCGAUCGCUGGGUUGCUCUCCGGCCUGUUGAUGGUCAUGGCUCUCAAUACGCCUCACUUCUAGAACUCUUCAGGAGGUUAUUUGUGUAUCCGUUUCCAUUUCAUCAGGCAGGCAGGUUCUUUUCCAUCGUCAAGCUUCUCAUGGGCUGACUUGUUUUUUCUUCUCCAUUUCUUUCCACCUUGAUAUCUGGGGCCACCAUAUAUCAACGCUUGUAUGUGUAUCUGAAAAAUCCAUCCCUAGUUUACCCCCGCACCGCGUCUUCUCAGGAUAUACCCUGUGUACCUCUCAUCAACCGCAUCUACUGACAUAUUUUUAACUACCAACUCUUUCCAUCUCAUCCAAUCUUGUCUCCCCCCUCGCCCCUUUCCCCUUUCUUCCCAUUUUGAUACCCUCUUCCUUCCGUUGUCACGUUUCAAACAAAAGAAGAAAAGAACAGAACAGAACAGAACCGAAGAGCAACAUACCCACCUACAUUCAUGUCACAUACGUUUAAUUAAUAAAAUUUUUACUUGUCCG